AUGGCUCUGCGACCCUUGGCCGCCUUUGCGCGCGACUGGCUCAAGCGCGCGCCUGCCUUGGCGCUGCUCGCGGCCGCGCUGCUGGCUCUCGCCCUCCGAUUCGGCCUCUAUAACUCAUCGGGCUGCGACCCGUGCGGCGGGGACAGCGAGGGAGACGACGACGUGCCGUCGGAACCGCUCGCGCACUUCACCGACUCGCGCACGGGCUCGCCAGGCGCCACGUCAGACGCAGCAGCGCUCGUAGCAUCGUGGAUGACCCCUGGCAGCGAGGGAGAAGGCGCGCCGGCGCGCACGCGGUUCCACAUCAGCAACUACGGCUUCCCGGGCCCCGUGCCGUGGCGGUUCGUGCGGCAGCGAGUGCGCGAGCAGUUCACCCUGGGGGGUCGCAUCGCGUUGGUGUGCUGGUGGCACAGCAAGUCCAAGCCCGGCUCAGUGGCCAAGUCCUUCGUGUGGAGCACCGACGACAUUGAAGCGCGCGCCGCACAGGCGAGGGCCAGGGACCCCGCCUUGGGGUCGUACGGCCCCAACGUCACGGCGGCGUUCCUGGCGGCGUUCGAGCGCUACCCCGUGAGCGGCAAGUCCGUGCUCGUCAUCGGCAGCCGCAGCCCCUGGGUGGAGUCCAUCUGCCUCGGAUUCGAUGCGGAAGCGAUCACAACCGUUGAUUUCAACAAGCCCGUCGCAUCGCACCCUAAGAUGCGGCAGAUGCUGGUGGAUGAGCUGGAGGGCACGGACGAGGUGUUUGACGUGGCGGUGUCGUUCUCCUCGCUGGAGCACGACGGGCUGGGCCGCUAUGGCGACCCCAUCAACCCUUUUGGCGACCUGCAGCGCAUGCAGAAGAAGGAUGAUGAUGACGAGGGCGCAGCCAUGCGUGCGGAGGAGCAGACGCAGAGCGCCCUUUCACAGUGGGAGGAGACGGGUGUUGCAGUGGAACAGUAUGUGCUCAUGCUGGGAUCAUUCUUGGUGAUCCUGCUGUGCUCACAAGGCAAGCAGCAGGGCGAUGAGGGGAUUGUGAGGUACGUGUGCGUCUUGAGGUCUCAGCACGCACCUGCACAUCCCCUACAGUGUCUCUCUGCCUCAGCUGUGUGUCUUGCUCGUGGCUGUGCCUUGGCGUCAUAA
Molecule: messenger RNA, 1116 nt
Organism: Closterium sp. Naga37s-1
Lineage: Eukaryota; Viridiplantae; Streptophyta; Zygnematophyceae; Desmidiales; Closteriaceae
Source: the annotation of a GenBank genome assembly